AUGUCGGCCCGUACAACCACAGCCACAGCCACAACCACAACCACAACCACCACCACAACCACUCCUCGACCUCCUAGUACCACUCCAUUUCUUCGCUCGUUGUCAUCAAGGUCUUUACUGGUACCAUCCAAGGACAAACCUCGUUUAUACAUUGUCCUUUAUCCGAGGGGUGGCUCUUCACCAACCUCAUCAUUUCGCAAUAACCUGAAUUGUGAUGCCUAUCACUGGUCCAUAGUAGUAGGCCCACAGACUUCCGGCCGAAAGGACCAGGGGACGCGCUAUCAUGUUGCUCAUUUAGACCAGGAGUCUGAAAAGUAUAUCUAUGAGGACCAGGACAUCGCAUCUAAUCCCUCGCUGCAAAACGGCCUGAUCCGUGUGACGGUUGCCAAGGUUACAGACGAACCACGAUUGCAAUCCAUCAUCCGAGCAAUUCAGAUCCGAGAAGACGAUACCGCUUUCAACUGUCUGACUUGGGUGCGCGAAGUCUUCCUCAAACUUCACCAAGAUGACUGGAACGCCGUGGAGGCAUGCGCCAGGAAAUAUUGCAAGCGCAAAAGAGACAUUGGCCGCUGGCAAGAGGACAGGGUUCCUCGAGGCCUGUGGAACAUGGAGAAAAUCAGCACAUUCAAUUUCUGGGAGAAUCGAGAGACCACGGCCUGA
Exophiala aquamarina CBS 119918 is the source of this 660-nucleotide messenger RNA. RefSeq lists its product as uncharacterized. The transcript has 2 exons. The coding region runs from base 1 to 660 and encodes 219 amino acids. NCBI's taxonomy places the organism in Eukaryota, Fungi, Ascomycota, Eurotiomycetes, Chaetothyriales, Herpotrichiellaceae. The record is from RefSeq and is a predicted model, not a curated record.